CGUGUGACCACACAGCAAAAUUAAAGAACUUCCAAUGUGCAAACCACAGCGCACGACCAAUGGAGGAGUAGAAAAGUACAGACAUGGUGGCGAACCAAAACAUUACCUUGUUCAUCCUGUCCGUAGGCCUUAGUAUUGCUGGAUUCACUGCUGGGGACGACGACCAAUUCGUCUACACCGGCUUCGCUAGCAGCAACCUAACCCUCGAUGGUGGAGCGACAGUCACGCCGAGCGGCCUCCUUGAGCUAACCAAUGGCACCGUUCGGCAGAAAGGCCAUGGAUUCCACCCCAGUUCGGUGCUCUUCUACGAGUCCUCUAGUGGUGCAGUGCAGUCUUUCUCUGUAUCCUUUGUGUUCGCCAUUCUCUCUACCUAUCCUGAGACUGAGAGUGGUCAUGGCCUAGCUUUCUUCAUUGCGCCAGACAAGAAUUUAUCGGGUUCAUUCCCAACCCAGUACUUGGGCCUCUUCAGUGACCAGACCAAUGGUGACCCAAACAGCCACAUCUUUGCAGUUGAGCUCGACACCGUCCAAAAUUAUGACCUACAGGACAUCAACAGUUACCAUGUUGGCAUCAACGUCAAUAGUCUACGCUCCAUCCGAUCCCAUGAUGCAGGCUACUAUGAUGAUAAAAGUGGUUUGUUCAAAGAUCUGUCACUCGAUAGCCAUGAGGCGAUGCAAGUGUGGGUGAACUACAACAGAGAAACCACACAGAUCAAUGUCACCAUAGCUCCCCUCAAUGUCGCCAAACCAGUGAGGCCAUUGCUGUCUGCUAACUACAAUCUCUCAGCAGUCAUCACUAAUCCGGCGUAUAUUGGUUUCUCAUCCUCAACAGGCUCUGUUAGUGGGCAACACUAUCUGCUUGGUUGGAGCUUUGGCAUCAACAGUCCUGCUCCACCAAUCGACAUUACCAAGCUGCCAGAGAUGCCUCGUCUUGGUCAGAAGGCUCGGUCGAAAGCAUUACAGAUAACUCUGCCAAUAACAAUUCUGGCUCUGUUCCUUGCUGCAAGCAUUACUAUUUUUUUAUUCGUGCGGAGGAAGCUAAGAUAUGCUGAACUACGUGAAGAUUGGGAGGUUGAGUAUGGGCCUCACAGGUUCUCAUACAAGGAUUUAUUCGAUGCCACAAGAGGAUUUAGAGAAGCUAACCUGUUAGGUACAGGAGGGUUUGGAAUGGUGUACAAGGGGAUUCUCCGUGGAUCCAGACUGAAUAUUGCUGUGAAGAGGGUGUCACACGACUCAAAACAGGGCAUAAAGGAGUUUAUAACAGAGAUUGUUAGCAUCGGCCAUCUUCAACAUCGUAACCUGGUGCCCUUAUUGGGGUACUCCCGGCGGAAAGGCGAGCUUCUCUUAGUGUAUGAUUACAUGCCCAAUGGAAGCCUCGACAAAUACUUGUAUGGUAAAGAGGGCAAGCCUACUUUAGAUUGGAAUCAAAGGUUCCAAAUAAUCAAAGGAGUAGCAUCUGGUUUACUCUACCUUCAUGAGGAGUGUGAGAAAGUCAUCAUACAUUGUGACAUCAAGGCAAGCAAUGUGCUCAUCGAUAAUGAGAUCCAUGGGAGGAUUGGUGAUUUUGGUCUCGCGAAAUUGUAUGACCAUGGCACUGACCCAGAAGCCACACAUGUGGUUGGCACCAUAGGAUACCUGGCUCCGGAGGUAGCACGCACUGGCAGGGCAACCCCUCUGACGGAUGUUUUUGCCUUCGGUAUAUUCAUUCUUGAGGUCACAUGUGGGCAGAGGCCUAUCAAGCAAAGUACCCAAGACAGGCAGGUAAUGUUAGUUGACUGGGUGCUGGAACAUUGGCAUAAGGGAUCACUUACUGAUACAGUGGACAUCAAAAUUCAAGGUGAAUAUGAUAUUGAUGAGGCAUGUCUAGCACUGAAGCUAGGAUUGUUAUGCUCCCACCCAUUCACUAGUGCAAGGCCAAAUAUGAGGCAAGUCAUGCAGUACCUCAACAAAGAAAUGCCAAUACCAGAGUUAACACCAAACUUAAGCUUUUCCAUGCUAGCCUUGAUGCAGAAUGAUGAGCUGAUAAUGCACUGUCCAUCAGAAAUAGGCUUCGGCACAAUAUCUACCAUCUCAGGAGUCAGGAGGUAGAUGACUAGAUGCUAUGGGGCUUGACAGUGGCAGGCACAGGUCUUCAAUGUUUGCAUGCACAGUUGCACACAUAGUCAAUGUUCCAUAAAGAUGAAGACAUGAAGUAAACUCUAUAAAAUAGAGUCGCUUAAUA
Molecule: messenger RNA, 2220 nt
Organism: Zea mays
Lineage: Eukaryota; Viridiplantae; Streptophyta; Magnoliopsida; Poales; Poaceae
Product: L-type lectin-domain containing receptor kinase SIT2
Exons: 1
Coding region: 84-2087 (667 amino acids)
Biological process (GO): protein phosphorylation
Molecular function (GO): ATP binding; protein kinase activity; carbohydrate binding
Source: RefSeq, a predicted model, not a curated record